AUGGUUACUUCCAAGUUCACCGAGUUGCUCGACGACUGCGCGCCACCAUCUCUUCCUUCAGCCAAUGUCACACUUGAAGACUGCCUCGAGCACCGUCAAAGAUCUCCUUCGUCGAGCAGCAGCUCCAAGGGCUCAAUCGAGUCUGUCAAGUUCGCCUCUUCGACACACAGUCCUCCUGCCACACCUACUUCGCCUAUCUCAGGCCUGAUGAGAGCUUUCUCCACCAGAAGAAGAAACGCUCCUUGA
Messenger RNA from Aureobasidium uvarum, 246 nucleotides. The record is from the annotation of a GenBank genome assembly. NCBI's taxonomy places the organism in Eukaryota, Fungi, Ascomycota, Dothideomycetes, Dothideales, Saccotheciaceae.